AUGCCAGGAAUAAAGAAAAACAGGAAAACUUACAAUCAGUCUAGUUUUAGACGAGUACUACGAUCGAAACUUAAUUCAAAUGAGGGAUCAAACACAGUUGGAAUAAAAUCCGAUAACUGUGAUAUUUUGAUUUACUUGAUAUAUAUGAACUAUGUUAAUGAGCUAAUAAAUGAAGGUGCAAAGUCUCAAAACGGUGGUGCUGGUGAAGAAGGAGAGGUUACUGAAGAACGUCUAAACAAUGCAAAUGACAAACUAAUCAAGAAAUACAGAGGAUGA
Molecule: messenger RNA, 276 nt
Organism: Candida albicans SC5314
Lineage: Eukaryota; Fungi; Ascomycota; Pichiomycetes; Serinales; Debaryomycetaceae
Exons: 1
Coding region: 1-276 (91 amino acids)
Molecular function (GO): protein heterodimerization activity
Source: RefSeq, a predicted model, not a curated record